Heterotrigona itama is the source of this 2559-nucleotide messenger RNA. NCBI's taxonomy places the organism in Eukaryota, Metazoa, Arthropoda, Insecta, Hymenoptera, Apidae. The record is from the annotation of a GenBank genome assembly.
AUGCUAUGCAAAAUCGGUAAAUAUAACUGGGAAUAAUUACAUACCACACCCAAUUUUUCCGAUGCCCUUGCUUUCCACAAACGAAUAUUCAUUUCAUCACUGCCACUAAUAAUAUAUUUAUUAUCAAGCGACCAUCCCAUGCACGUUAAUCUUUGCAUGCGUUUUGUAUGAUAAAUUUCUCGAGAAUGACCUUUAUUUGCUUCAAAAAUGCGAAUAGAUUUGUCGUAGCUACCAGAUACAAAUUCUUUACCAGUUGGUGAAUAAUCUACAUCAAUUACAGCUGCUAUAUGAUCCAUGUGCACAUUUACUGGUGUUUUCAAUUUACGAAUGUCAUAGGUAUAGAGACUAGAAUGAUAAGAUAAAAAAAUAUAUUAUGCUCAACUUCUUUCUGUAAUUUCAAACGAUACGAUAUAACAUUUUUCUUAAACUUACUUGUAAUCUUCAUUGGCACACGUGAAAGUAACAGCCUCCAUGGGAUUCCAAGACAAUUUAUUAGUUCUUAAUCUCAUAAACAUUUUCUGCAAAGGCCCUGUUUCUCUGGCGUCAUAUAGAAUUAUACUACGAUCACUUGCACAGGCAGCUAUAAAAUUUAUGUAUAUUUACAAUAUUGAAAUAUGAUCAUUGCUAGAUGUAACAACCAAUAAUUUUUACCAAAUAAAUUAGACUGAACAGGAUUGUAUUUAAUAUCGUAUAAACUGUCAACACCCCAUUUAAAUGUUUGAAUUGGUUCAUUCCUAGUCUCUUCCCAUAAAUGACAUACUUCGCCACAUGUUGCAAAUAUUGGUUGAGUUUGAUGAUGUGAGAUUCCAGUUAUUAUAGUCUAUAAAAUAUUCAGAUAUUAUGAAUCAGUACAUAGCAAAGUAAUAUUUAUUUUCUUUAGUUUUUGAUAUCCUACUUUACUAAUAACUGUAUUUAUAGGUUCUUCUUGACUAAACGACGAAUUUCCCAACUUCCAAGUUUUAAUAGUUUUAUCAUCACCAACAGAGAUAAAAUUUUCACCACUUAGGCUGAAUACAAUUCCACGUAUUAUGCCAUCAUGUGCCAAAAAGUUCCAUAUACAUGUUCUAUGUGUAAGAUUCCACAGUCUUAUUUCUCCAUCGAAAGCUCCACUAAGUAUAGUAGACAACCGAGAAGGAUGCUUACAUAAACAAGACACACCAUCCUUAUGGCCUUCUAAACAUCCUAUGAAAGGUUUAGCAAAUACUUUAUCUAACUUUACUGAAUUUAAAGCCCUUAAUGCUCUGUAUAAGAUUAACAAGGCAAUUUAAAUUAUUAAGGAUACGGCAAUUACAUUUGACUUCUAUAAAAAAUGAAAAUAAAGUUAGUGAAACAUCUAAAACUACUGAACCGUCACAAUCUACAGUUAAGAAGGAAAAGGUUGACUUUUAUAUGAAAAAAUUUUGCUUAGGACCACCUAUGCACGCUGUAUCUAAUUUCGAUAAAAGAAUAUUGGUUUGGGUCAAACGAUUUCCCAGUAUUGAUCAAGUACCAGAUUAUGUCUCUUAUCAAUGUUUACAACAUGCACAUACUAAGGCAAGAAUUCGUGUAUGUUUUAUGAUGAUGAUUGUUGGAAUAGGUAUUUGUAUUACAGCUAUAAUAGUUGGAAAAAGAGAAGUUGCUAGUGGAAAAAAUAUAGCAACAGAAAGAAUGAAAUGGUAUAUGGAGAUAAAGAAAAAAGCUGAGGAAGAAAAAAGAAAUGCUGAAAAAGUACAAUAAUGUUUCACUUGGUAAUACAUAAUGAUUAAAUUUUUUUUUUUUUAGUAAUAUUUGAAACAUUUUCUUGACUAACUGUUUUCGUUUUUUAUCAUUUCUUAAUGUUAUUAAUUUAUUACAAAAAAUAGUUUUAUGCGAUAGAUAUUGCUCCAGUAACACGAUUCAAGAUGUGUAAAUUAUGUAUAAUAAGUAUCACGUAUUACUUUAAUAAUUUAAUAUAUUUUUGUAAUAAGUGCAAAUUAGAUCAUAAUAAUUUUGAAAUGUUGAAACUUAAUACUCUAUAUAUAUAAAGAUAUUGUAUUAAACGAAGGAACAGAUCUAAAAAUAUUUUAAAGUUCCUCAAUUUAAUAUACGUAAUCUGUGUAUGAAAAAUUAUAACAAACAUAAUAUAAUUGUACUACAUAAAUGCAGUAACUAAAUAUAUUUGUAAUUAAAUUUACAAUCAUACAAAAAAGUGAUAUUUCAUCAUCAUCAAAGUAUUUUCAAAAUUAACAACAAUAUUAAAUUUCUAUAUUUGGUGGCUUGUAAAAGCUACGGCAUUUUUUAUAGUAAACAUCAACUGUAUGAUCCUUCACAACUUCUUCUACGUUUAACUCUGCUUGCAAUAAUCGCACAGUAUUUUGUUCUUUCCUCAAUGCUUUGAGAAGUUGCAGACUAUCAUUGCCAUUGUCUCUUUCAAAUUUUAGUUGCUUCACUUUUUCCUUCGAUGCAUUUAAACAUCUCGUAAUGGCCAGUUCUCUUGUUUUAUGGCCUGUUUGAAUUUGUUCAUAUAAAUCUUUACAUCUUUCAGUAGGGUCAGCUUGCCCUUUGAAUGAUUCUGUUGGAAGUAUAGUAUUGAGCAUAUAA